UUCAGUGUGUACCAGCCGUUUGGCAAGUGUUUCCACUUUAGAAGAAACCUCACGAAGAGACAUUGAAAGUGAAGAACUGUGUUUUGUGCAGUGUGUCUGCUAAACAUUUCUUAUCUUCGUUCGUGUGUACAAGAGAAAGAGUUGCCAAUUGGCACUAAGUGGGCCAUCAUCAUUUCACAACUUUACCCAACGACGCUUCUGUGUGUAUUGUUGCAGUUUGCAACUUCAAUCAACUUUUCCUCCCGAAGGUGAAAGCAGACAGCGUUUCGUGGAAAGGCAGCACGUGUGAGUGCGAACUGGCAUCCUCGUUUAAUCAUCGAUCUAAGCACAACAUGGUUCUGAAGGCAAAGGACGAAGGAAAGAUGGUGGAGACGAACGGAUUCCACACGGUUGGGAUUGGUUCGAGUGCACGGAAGGCGCUACUGAGUGCGCUGGAGGACAAACGACUCGUUGUUGGAUUGGCUAGUGCAAUUCGCAGCUUGGCCGCUAAUCCGGAUCAGUACAAUUUCUGCUUUUUGGCACCGACCGAAGACCACGGUGAGAGUGGUAGUCACAUGCAGGAGGUGCUGAUGGAAGCGUUUUGUUUGGAACACGACAUAUAUAUCAUUAGGGUCGAUAGUGCGGACAAACUCAGUCGCUUGGUACAAUCACCGGUCAUUGCAUCUUGCGCAUUGGUACGCAAGCUACCAGCGAAAAUGGUUCGGCGAAUGAGUAGCGCCUUUCGUCGUUCGGAGAGCAUCCUGAUCGAGCACUGCGAGCUUUACUGGGAUGAACCACACAAACCCGUUAUCAAAUUGCCAGAAAAGUGAACAAGACCCAGGUGGCCCGGUUUACUGAACACGACGAUGAAACCAUCUACCAAGGCAACGCACGUAACAAAGUGCGACCUUAUGCUGUACAAUGAGAUAUAUUCUCCACAAACCUAGGCUAACUAGGCCAAUAAUCCAGGGCCAUAAGUUUGAAGUCCUUUAACAUGUAGCGGGUCGAACCCCGGACGAUACAUUAGCAUAAGCUAAGGAUAGCUAAGAUUAGCUAAGGAUACCUAGGGAGCUGGAAUUGUUUAAAUUUGGCCGAUUACGGACUACGAUACGAUUUUGUACCAGGCCAGUGAUUGAUGGAAAAUAUGGUAAUCAUUUCGUAUAGUUUUACAUUGUACUUACGUUGAAAAUGGAAAUAAAAGAACCGAAUAA
This is a messenger RNA of Anopheles moucheti, 1190 nucleotides long. RefSeq lists its product as uncharacterized. Bases 333 to 809 code for a protein of 158 amino acids. The transcript is spliced from 2 exons. Gene Ontology annotation, biological process: regulation of cell cycle. NCBI's taxonomy places the organism in Eukaryota, Metazoa, Arthropoda, Insecta, Diptera, Culicidae. Gene Ontology annotation, cellular component: cytoplasm; nucleus. The record is from RefSeq and is a predicted model, not a curated record.